AUGGUGCCCUUCAACGUGCUAUUCAUAGACUCCUACGACUCAUUCACCUUCAAUGUGGUUAGACUGAUAGAGAAGCAGCUGGUUAAUGGCGAUGAGCCGGUACAUGUGACGACGAUUCGUAACGAUACUUUCACUGAUAUGAAGCAAUUGGCGGCCGAGGUGGGCUAUUUUGACUGUGUGAUCGUCGGCCCCGGCCCUGGGAACCCUGUCAAUGGUUUUGGCGACGUUGGGAUCGUUUCCUGUCUGUUUUCCGGGGACGAAUUGAUCGAGGUCCCGGUCCUGGGGAUCUGCCUGGGGUUUCAGGCGAUGUGCCACUCGCAGGGCUCUUCCAUAGACGAGCUGAAGACCAUCAAGCACGGACAAGUUUAUCCGAUUGAGCUCCUGUCCGAGACGCGCACUGGGAUAUUCGACGGGUAUCCCGCUGCGUUCAAGUCCGUGAGAUAUCAUUCGCUGCAUGUAUCCAAGGCAUCGCCUGCAGUGAUCCCAUUGGCGACCACCGAUGACGAGAAUGGCUCGCUGCUGAUGGCUGCGCAGAUUAAACAGAGGCCGUGGUAUGGCGUUCAAUACCAUCCGGAAUCCUGCUGUUCAGAGCUGGGCGACAGACUGAUCAAGAACUUCUUAGAACUAGCACACGCUGAGAACCUGCGGACUGGCCGUUACCAGCGGAAGAAGGAGCUUUAUAUGAAGGAUGCGGUCCAGUUUAGCCGGAAACUGGCGGAGCUAGAUGGCACGAUUGAUCACAGCAGCAUAUUCAGAAAGUUCAAGCCUGCCGAGAAGAAGGAGGUCUCCAUUCGCAAAUACAACGCAAGUAAGGUGCCCGAACUGACCCUGAAGCUGUCCGAUAGCAUUCCAGACGCAAAGUUUAUUAUGGCUUCGUCCAAGGUGGCCGACCACCGCGGCGAAUGGUCGAUCAUUGCGUUACCAAAUGAGCGCUCGGUCGUGCUUACACACUACUCGCAGGUGAACAGGACAACCGUCCACAGGUGGAGAGAUCCCAAAGUAACCCAGGAACUGAUUAACAGCGCUUUGAGAGGGGAGAAUAACGAGGCAGAUUUUCCGGAGUCGUUCCAAGUCCUGCGCGAAGACAAAUCUCACUUCUGGAUAACCAUGGGGGAGUUCAUGACCGACAAGCUCGUGUCGAACCACAAGGAGAUACCAUUCAUCGGUGGUCUGGUGGGCACGCUGGGCUACGAAAUGGGCUACUACGUUUACAACACAGUUCCUGCAGAUGAAAGAUUGAUUCCCGACGCUAAGCUUGUAUAUAUAGAGAACUGCAUUGUGAUCGACCACACGAGCGGCCAGCUCUACUGUAUCUCACUCUGCGACCAGUUCCCGACGCAGAUUACGCAAAUGCUCGACGAGUGCGAGUGGCUCAACGACGACCAGCAGUGCCGAGACCUGCCCUGGAGCGACCAGCUGCCCUCCGACGUGUCCUUCGACAUACAGAUGCCCAACAAGGACGACUACGCUGCCGCAUUCCGCCGCAGCCAGGAAUACAUGCACAGGGGCGACUCGUACGAGCUCUGUCUCACCACGCAGACCAACGUUGUACCCAGCAGGCGCAUCGCACCCUGGCGGGUAUUCCAGACGCUCGUCCGACGCAACCCGGCGCCCUUCUCGAGCUUCUUCGAGUUCAGCGACGUGCUCGGCAGCGACAGCACGCUGUGCCUGCUCAGCACCUCGCCCGAGCGCUUCCUGAAGUGGGACGCCGACACCUGCGAGCUGCGGCCCAUCAAGGGCACUGUCAAGAAGACCGCGGACAUGACCCGCGACAAGGCGCUCGCGAUCCUGCGCACCCCGAAGGAGUUCGGCGAGAACCUCAUGAUCCUCGAUCUGAUCCGCAACGACCUCUUCGAGCUGCUCCCGAACGUCGCCGUCCGCGAGUUCAUGGCCGUCGAGGAGUACCACACCGUGUACCAGCUCGUCAGCGUCGUCGCCGCCCGCGGCCUCGCGAGCCCACUACUUCCCUACACGGGUCUCGACGUGCUCCGCCACUCGCUGCCCCCGGGCUCCAUGACGGGCGCCCCCAAGAAGAGCUCUGUCGAGCUGCUGCAGCUCCACCUCGAGCCUGCGCUCUCGCCGGCUCUCGCCGGAUCCCGCGGCCUCUACAGCGGCGUCACCGGCUACUGGUCCGCCAACGGCAACGGCGACUGGUCCGUCAACAUCAGGUGCAUCCACUCCUACAACGGCGGCGCCUGCUGGCACAUCGGUGCCGGCGGCGCCCUCACUGUGCUCAGCUCGCUCGACGGCGAGCUCCAAGAGAUGUACACAAAACUACAAAGCGCUCUGCAAGUGUUCCUCUAG
Molecule: messenger RNA, 2304 nt
Organism: Torulaspora globosa
Lineage: Eukaryota; Fungi; Ascomycota; Saccharomycetes; Saccharomycetales; Saccharomycetaceae
Gene: ABZ1
Product: 4-amino-4-deoxychorismate synthase
Exons: 1
Coding region: 1-2304 (767 amino acids)
Biological process (GO): L-tryptophan biosynthetic process
Source: RefSeq, a predicted model, not a curated record